Messenger RNA from Nymphalis io (European peacock), 651 nucleotides. RefSeq lists its product as uncharacterized. Lineage: Eukaryota; Metazoa; Arthropoda; Insecta; Lepidoptera; Nymphalidae. The record is from RefSeq and is a predicted model, not a curated record. Bases 1 to 651 code for a protein of 216 amino acids. The transcript has a single exon.
AUGGUGCUGUUGAGUGCGUCUGUUUGUGGUCUUAGAAAACUGAUGGCUAAAUGUGAGGAUUAUGUGGGAAGUCAUGGUCUUAACUAUAAUGCAAAGAAAAGUGUAGUGAUGGUUUUUGAGGCCGGAGGUAAAGUGCCAAGUAGUGUACCACCAGUAAUGCUCAAUGGUACAGCACUGCAAAGGGUUUCCCAAUUUAAAUAUCUUGGCCAUAUAUUGACUUCAGACCUCAAAGACGACGCUGAUAUUGAAAGAGAACGGAGGGCGUUGUCAGUAAGAGCGAACAUGCUGGCUCGCAGGUUUGCGCGCUGCUCGGACAGCGUCAAGGGCACGUUGUUCAGAGCAUAUUGUAUGAAUUUCUACACGUGCAACCUGUGGGCCAAGUACACGCAAAAGUCGUACAACGCUAUUCGUGUACAAUAUAACAAUGCUUUCAGGGUGCUGAUGGGGCUGCCCCGAUUGUGUAGCGCAUCAGGGAUGUUCGCGGAGGCACACGUGGACUGUUUUUAUACUACUAUGCGAAAAAGAUGUGGAGCCCUGAUGCGCAGAGUGCGGGACAGUACCAACAGCAUCUUGAAACUAAUCGCGGGCAGGCUGGACUGCACAUAUGUGGGUCACUGCUGCGCUAUUUCUAAUGGAAUGGCGCAGAGGUGA